AUGGCCAAAGGAAGUCGACAAGUUUCGCAAGCUUGGGACCAGAAUUGCAUCCAGUACCACCGACCCGGAGAUUGGAUGAAUAUGAUUGUGCCCCAGUCUGAAGGCGACACCAGCCUCAAUCUCACAAAUUCGAGUGCAAUUCCUCUAUUCGCAAGACUUCUCCGUGAAGCCAACUAUACCACCGAAGCACAAUACUUGCACCUUCUCUUUUUUGCAAUUCUGGUCAUACCGGAACUCGGACCAGCACCCAUCGCAGCGAGUGGCACUCCACAAUGGCCAAGUUUCAUGACUGAUGACGGCACACCCAUGGAGAUCGGGUGGGAUUGGGGAUGGCGAGGAUCUGGUAAUAGUAAACCUACAGUCAGGUACUCAAUUGAGCCCAUUGGGCAAAUGGCUGGAACGUUAGAAGAUCCACUCAACAAGUUUGCUGGUAUUCGAUUGAUGCGGAGGCUCCAAGCCGUCUUACCUAGCACGAACCUAGAGUGGUUUGACCACUUCUCAGCGGAGUUUGUGAAUUUUGACGAAGGUCAAGAUUCAUCAAGUGUCUAUAACGGGUAUAAGUUGACGCAAUUGGAAUCCCAUAACUCGCGAAUGUUUACAGCAUUUGAUCUAGAUGGGACAAACUUACUCGUGAAGUCGUACUUCCUACCAGCUUUCAAGGCGCAUCAUACAGGAAAAUCGAAUCUUGAAGUGGUUAUUCAGGCCAUUGAAACCUUACCGGGCUAUCAAGAGCCAAACUUUCGUGCCUUCACUAUGCUACGCGAGUUCAUACAAUCCACCAAAACGGCUUCCCUCGAGGUCGAGAUCUUCGCCAUCGACUGCAUGAAACCUGCGGAGUCUCGUCUCAAGGGUUUACGCGGACGUCUCAACGGUCCUAGGAUAGAUGAAGGGCUUAACGACUUAUGGGAAUUGUGGAAUCUGGUAUUUGAUACCGGCGAAUGCGCGUCGGAAUCAGCACAUCUUACAUAUCGGGGGCAUCGCACGGCGGGAAUCUUGUACUAUUUUGAGAUUCGCCAGGGGAGUGAUUUUCCAGUGCCGAAAAUUUAUCUACCCGUGCGCCAUUAUGGGCGGAACGAUUAUGCUGUUGCGCAGGGCCUUGGAACUUAUUUAAGUCGGAGGGGCCAGAAGGCCGCUGCGGAUGGGUUUAUUCGAGCUUUGAAAAAUACAUUCUCGACGAGUCGCCUUGAGGGUACGUGUGGUGUCCAAACUUAUAUCGGGGGCACGAUCAAGGAUUCAUCUCUUAAAUUAAUCUCUUACAUUAGCCCUCAGGUAUAUGAGAACCUCAGUGAGGUUAGAUUACAGAAUAGUUCGUGA
Messenger RNA from Venustampulla echinocandica, 1314 nucleotides. RefSeq lists its product as uncharacterized. Lineage: Eukaryota; Fungi; Ascomycota; Leotiomycetes; Helotiales; Pleuroascaceae. Gene Ontology annotation, biological process: alkaloid metabolic process. The transcript is spliced from 4 exons. Bases 1 to 1314 code for a protein of 437 amino acids. The record is from RefSeq and is a predicted model, not a curated record. Gene Ontology annotation, molecular function: transferase activity, transferring alkyl or aryl (other than methyl) groups.